This is a messenger RNA of Pelodiscus sinensis (Chinese soft-shelled turtle), 2094 nucleotides long. The record is from RefSeq and is a predicted model, not a curated record. Lineage: Eukaryota; Metazoa; Chordata; Testudines; Trionychidae.
AGACAUGCCAGGGCUGCUGCUUCCCCACAGGCCGUGCAGCAGCUAGUAGGCCAGGUUGGCAUUGCUGGCAGGAGCAGCCAGGAUUCCUUUCUGACUGGAUGUUCCUGUCCAAAACUCCAACCUCUUCCAUGGCACAUUUGGCUGCCCUCCCUGCAGUCAGGCCUGGAUGAAGAGCAGAAGAGAGCCACUUCCAGUCACUGCCUGUGAGAGAGCCUGGCUGGGUGUGUGUGUGUUCCCUGCAGGGCUCAGCUUUUGGGAACAGGGUCAGUCUCUCACCAUGCUAGAGGGUGGGAUCGUACAGCUCAUUUGGCUGCUGCCCUUGAAGCUGAGCCGUGGUGUUAGGCAGCCUGAUGCUACAGACAGAUGUUCUACCCAGCGGUAGCUGCUUGUGGGCCCGUAGCUGGCAGGAGGCCUGCCCAAGAGUCUCACUGCAUUGCAGAUUAGUGUCCCAGAGGUGGGUGGCAAAAUGGAUCCAAAUGUUUCGUGAGCUGGAUCCUUCCUGUGGGGCUUAUUUGGUCCGCCAUGAGUCUAAAGGUCUGUGUGCUCUGUACCAAAUAUUCUUGGUUUAAUGCAUGUAAAUGCUAAUUCCUCGUGUCUGCUUGGUAACAUUUAAACUGUUUAAUUAUGAUCUCAAUUUCAUAAUUACCUUUUUACAAAAGGGACUGUGUUUUGUCAAUACGGUAUACCAAAGGAUUUUUUCUUUUGUCAAAGAACAUACUUGAAAGAAAGUGGAUGUUAUUGUAUUAUUUUAAUAGUUUUCUUGCUGAGAUAUUUCAUUCAGAUGUAUCCAGGGAAAUUCUCAUAUUGCCAUGUUUAGAUUCAUAUAUUUUGAACUAUUCUCACAUUUCUAAGAACCUCUUAUUUUGUAAUCCUCCCAAAGAUUAAAGUUCAGUUCAAAGUUUGGAAGAGAUAAAAGGAAAAAGUAAAUAGAGCCAUAAAACCUCAACCAGAUUGCACACCAGCUAUAAAUAUUUGCCUCUUAUAGGAGUGAUUUACCAUUUUCUUUAUCCAAGUGGAAGGUAGGAGCCUGAACGUGUGUAUUGGAGCAGCAGAAACUGAACAUAGAAGAUUCUUGACACGAGAGAAACUGAAUGAACAAUGGAGCCAUCAAAUAAAUAUAUGUUCAAACAUAAAGGAACUUAUUUUGCAGAAGACGUUACCACAGCUGAAUACAUAGAUUCACUGGAGGAUUUUGAAAUCAGAGACAGUGAUGUAUUUGUGGCUACUUUUCCAAAAUCAGGAACUGUGUGGAGUCAGAAUAUUUUGAGCCUGAUUUAUCAUGAAGGCCAUCGGGAUGGAACAGAAAAUAUAAAUGUAAUAGACAGAGUUCCAUGGCUGGAGUAUAACAUAAAUAACAUGGAUUAUGUCAAUCGUCCAUCACCUCGUCUCUUUGUUACUCACCUGCCUCACAAUUUAGUUCCAAGAGAUCUCAGGAACAGAAGAGGAAAAGUUAUUUAUGUUGCCAGAAACCCUAAGGAUGUCGUGGUUUCCUAUUUUCAUUAUUCCAGGCUUGCUGCCAAACUCGAGACAAUAUCAGAUUUUAACAUUUUACUGGAGAGGUUUUUAGCUGGGAAAGUGGUUUCUGGCUCAUGGUUGGAUCACAUCGGAGGCUGGUUCACCCACAGGGAUGACUUCAACAUUCUCUUCCUUACCUUUGAGGAGAUGAAGAAGGAUCUCAGAGGCGCUGUGCUGAAAAUCUGCAAAUUCUUAGGAAAGCAGCUAACAGAAAAUGAGCUGGACACAGUUGUGGAAAUGGCUUCAUUUGAUAACAUGAAAUGGGAUGCCAGGGCAAAUUAUGAAAACAUGCCAGAAAGUUUCCUGGAACAAGGCAAAGGACAUUUUCUUCGCAAAGGGACCAUUGGAGACUGGAAGAACACAAUGACUGUGGCGCAGAGUGAAAGGUUUGACAGCGUUUUUAAGGAAAAAAUGAAAGAGCUGCCUUUCAAGUUCAUCUGGGAUAUUAAUGAAGAUCUCUAGUGUGGGCUCAGUUGGAGACAGGUGACAGUAUGCCACAGGGAAUGAAAACAUCUCUUUGUCAUGGGUGUUCAUAAAAAUCCAUUGUUCUGCGCAAUUAAAGAUUUGAAACCUGCAAAA